Messenger RNA from Populus euphratica (Euphrates poplar), 874 nucleotides. Its product is annotated as dehydrin Rab18-like. Bases 69 to 791 code for a protein of 240 amino acids. The transcript is spliced from 6 exons. NCBI's taxonomy places the organism in Eukaryota, Viridiplantae, Streptophyta, Magnoliopsida, Malpighiales, Salicaceae. The record is from RefSeq and is a predicted model, not a curated record. Gene Ontology annotation, molecular function: metal ion binding.
UGUUUCCUUCCUCAUUUCAUAUCAAAAACCAUUUCAAAGAGAGAAAAAAGAAGAAAGAAAUACACACAAUGGCAGGAAUCAUGCACAAGAUUGAGGAGACUCUGAACAUUGGAGGCAAGAAAGAUGAGCGUAAGGGUGAGACACAAGGUGGGUACAAGCAACAAGAGCAAGGUGGGUACAACCAACAAGAGCACAGGGGCGGCGCACAAGGUGAGCGCAAGGAAGGGGUUGUUGGCCAGAUGAAGGACAAGCUCCCGGGGGGAGGCGGUGGCGGUGUCGGUGGCAUGACGGGCGGCGCACAAGGUGAGCGCAAGGAAGGGUUUGUUAGCCAGAUGAAGGACAAGCUCCCGGGGGGAGCCGGUGGCGUGCACGAGACACAGGGCGGGUACAACCAACAAGAGCACAGGGGCGGCGCACAAGGUGGGUACAACCAACAAGAGCAAGGUGGGUACAACCAACAAGAGCACAGGGGCGGCGCACAAGGUGAGCGCAAGGAAGGGUUUGUUGGCCAGAUCAAGGACAAGAUACCGGGCAUGACGCAAGGUGGGUACAAUCAACAAGAGCACAGGGGCGGUGGCGGUGUCGGUAUCGGUGGCAUGACGCAAGGUGGGUACAACCAACAAGAGCACAGGGGCGGCGCACAAGGUGAGCGCAAGGAAGGGUUUGUUGACAAGAUCAAGGCCAAGAUCCCGGGGGGUGGCGGUGGCAGUGGCGUCCGUGGUGAAGGAAGAGAGAAAAGGAAGGACAAGAAGAAGAAUGAUGAUGGCCAUGGCAGCAGUGACAGCGACUAAAAAUCUUGCACUGCUUCCAUGCAUUAGGUGUGGAGGAGGUCGAGGUCCUGUCUACCAGUGUUGCAGAUUAUCACUAGAAAAAA